CAUUUUUCCAGCAGCCGGGAGGACAGGACAGAGUUCUUUAUGUGGAGAGGGAGGGGGAAGCAGCAACGGAGUUGCACGGCACUUUUACAGAAAGAAAGGCACAAUGGCCCGGUUAAAAUUGGUUUUAUCAGCAAGAAACCCAUUAGGUAUUCAUAGCGCGUGGGAUUUUCUUUUUCCUUUUUAAAAUUAAACAUUUAUUUUAAAGUGCUGUUCAGUAAUCCGAGGGUGUCCGCGAAGAAGAGGAGAGGCUUGUCCGAGUUGGACGCUCCUGGAUCCCACUUUCUUAUCUGAAAGGUUCCAACCGGCGAGCAACUUCGUGCAAGAUGCAGGGACUUUCAGCAACCGAUCUCCCUGCCACCUCUCUUCAGUAUCAGUAUGGGUCAACGGAUUACUUGUGCUCACCACGGCUGCUAAAAAAAGCAUCAUGUCACGAGAAGCCCGCCAUCAAGCCACGGCCGCAGCCGUCCACGACUCCCAGACCGCCAGUUGCACAGAAACCUCAAGUGCCCCCUAAACCUGCGCACCUGCUCGCUCUGGGACAAGACAAGAAACCCAAGAGGAUCCCACCGGCACCCUGCAGGCCUCUCCCGGCACCCCCACCGAAACCCAAACCCAGUUUUGUGUCUCCCGCAGUUGGAGCGCAGCCGCAAAAGGAAAUCCAGAAAGUGGGGCUGCUCAUCGAGAGGUUUGAAAAUUCAAGGGUCCCCAUUUUGGGGGCACUCCCCCUCUCCCAGCUGCACCUGUGUCUUAGAAUGGACACUGCGUGUAGUAUCAAUUCCUCCUGUGACCAGGACACCACGGCAAAGAUUGCCGGAGACUCCUCCCCCUUGAGCAAACUUGCACCCUCCUCCACAGAAGGAGUUGACGAUGUGGUCGAACUGUCCUGUCUGGCAUCCAUGCACAUGGACGGUUCUGAUGACACCCCGUUGGACGUGGAGGUGGACAUAGCACACGGUGAUGGUUGCCUUGAUGACAGGGAACGGGAUGACGGCUCCUCCCAUGAGUUCCUAGAGAAUCUAGAACAUCAGGACUCCUCAGAGCAGAUAAAGAUUCCUAACAGGGACAGCGGUAUCGACAGUCCAUCGUGCGCAGCUGAAGGGGAAGUGUUCCCUAAUGAGGACGCAAUUGAUGAGGAGGAUCAUUAUGACAGUGUCACGGAAACGGAGAGUCUGUCUUGUUGUGUUACCCUCAACAACAAACGGGAUUCAACUCAGGACGAGGACAGUGACUUGGACGAGGGGAGCGGUGGCGAAAUCAACUCUCUAACAGACACACAGAACGGCGAUCUGACCGAUGCACACACGGAGGCACAAAAAUGCUCAGAGGCGCAGAGGUUGUUCAACAUUGCCAAAGAACUUCUCCACACUGAAGAGGCCUACGUCAAGAGGCUCAACCUCCUCGACCAGGUGUUUUGCACUAAGCUCACAGAAGCUGGAAUCCCUCAGGAUGUCAUUACAGGAAUCUUUUCCAACAUUUCCUCCAUCUACUGCUUCCAUGACAAGUUCCUGCUUCCAGAGCUCAAGACACGAAUCACCGAAGAAUGGAACUCCAACCCACGUAUUGGGGACAUCCUUCAGAAACUGGCACCUUUCAUGAAGAUGUAUGGAGAGUAUGUGAAAAACUUUGACCGAGCAAUGGACUUGGUCAACACAUGGACGCAACGGUCUUCACAGUUCAAGAGCGUCGUUCAAAAUGUACAGAAACAGGAUGUGUGCGGCAACUUGACGUUGCAGCACCACAUGCUAGAACCGGUCCAGAGAAUUCCUCGCUACGAGCUCCUGCUUAAAGACUACCUGAGGAAGCUUCCCGAUGAUGCGCUUGACCGAAAGGAUACAGAAAAGGCAUUGGAGUUAAUAUCGACAGCAGCUAAUCACUCCAAUGCAGCGAUCAAGAAAAUGGAGAAGAUGCACAAACUGCUUGAGGUUUAUGAGAGGCUUGGAGGGGAAGAGGACAUUGUGAACCCAGCUAAUGAGUUGAUCAAGGAAGGACAUAUCAAGAAGAUGUCAGCCAAAAAUGGAACAGCACAAGACCGAUACCUCUAUUUGUUUAACAACAUGGUGCUCUACUGUGUACCUAAACUCAGACUAAUGGGGCAGAAGUUCAGUGUCAGAGAGAGAAUUGACAUUGCUGGCAUGGAGGUGCAGGAGAACGUGAAGCAGAACCUUCCCCACACAUUUGCCAUUAUUGGCAAACAGCGGUCACUUGAACUUCAAGCCAGGACAUCAGAGGAGAAGGAAGAUUGGAUUCAGGUCAUCCAAGCCACUAUUGAUCGACACAAGCAAAACAGCGAGACUUUCAAUAAAGCCUUCAACAGCUCCUUCUCACGGGAGGAUGACCACGCACCCGAAUCACCGGGUCCCUGGUCAAACACAUCCAUAGACUCAGAUGGCGAGAGGCUGCAUGAAAGGAAGAGUUCAAGAAAAAAAGACAAAGAGAAACAGACGUGUAAAGGAUGUAAUGAGAGUUUUAAUUUCACCAAGCGCAAACACCACUGCAAAUCCUGUGGAGGGGCCAUAUGUGCAAAGUGUUCAAAAACCUUGGACAAUAAAACAAGUCGAGUGUGCCCAGAGUGUUUUGAGGCCAGCCUGAGUUUGGAGAAUCUUGGUGGUGAACAGAAAAAGAAAGUAGCAGCAGAGAUAAAAACAUCACUAACAGGGGAGAACUGCCUCUUGUGUGGCCACCUGCAAGUGCAGGACAAAGGAAAGAGCUGGACCAAGAUGUGGGUGGCUGUCACAAAGGCUGAGCCACUGGUGUUAUAUCUGCAGAGUAACGGGCAGGACGUGAAAGGAGCAAGAGCCAUUCCACUGCCUGGGUUUGAGGUGACCACGCCGUCGCCAACCGCAGAGGUCAAGCAUGCAAUUCGGCUGAGUCACAGUCAGCAAACUGUGCUGCUAAAUACCCAAGAUGCGGAACUUCAAGCCAAGUGGGUGGAGCUCCUCUCAAAAGCAGCCCGUGGGGAAGCCGCCGCAGAUGCUUCAACAAAUCUGACUGAACACCAGAAGAGCCAAUAGUGGUCAGGACACCCUCCCUUCCACCAAUUGCAUAAUUCCUUCCCUCACCCUGUCCCCUGUGCAUAGAGCACACAUUACUUGAAUAUGCUUACCUUGGCACUUUUUUGGUUUCUUGGAAGAGACUAUGCAGUCCUUCCUAUACGCCACUUCAGCCUCAUCCUCACUCACACCUCUUCCUUGCCACAAUGCCACCAUGUUGUAUUCCUCUCCAAAAUCUAAGAGAAUCUUCUGAUGAACUCAUGUUUUAUUUGUAUAAUAGCAAGAGAUUCCCGCGUGGGUUUAAUCAAGAGGGUAAAUGUACAUUAUUACAUUAUUAUGACUGUGUUGCAAUUCAGAAACAUCAAGUCUUUUUUUUUGUGUGUGUUUAAUGUGAAAGCGUGCGUGUGUGUGAGAGCCUCUGCUCCUUCCUGUGUAUAUGAAGCAUUUGAAUGUUCGUGUCAUAAACCUGUGCCACUUUCCUGUCGUUGCUGGGGCACAGUGGCAGUUCAGUGGGUAUUGUUGUACAGUAUGUAUACAAUAGUGUGAAUCAAAGUGCAUUUUAAGUUAAAAGACACUGAGGUGUGUACAAUUGUGGCUGGCCACCUGACGCUCCCACUGGCAGCUCCCAUUGAACAAACUCCAUCACCCUACUUUUGUCUUUAAUACAGUAUUUAAUACCUGUUAUUUGUCUUAAAAGUAAAAUUCUCUCAUGCAUAUUCUUCUAUUUCUAUUAUUUAGACUCACACAAAAGAGAGCCAGAAAUGAGUCUAACCCGUCAGUAUCUCCGGUUGUGCACGUUAGCUCAUUCACUGCCAUUGACUGCGAUAUACGUCAAAUCUAUUUAAAUGAGCUUGGCUGGGGAUGAUGACCGAGUUUCAGUGCCAUUGGGGUGAUUUAUGAAAUAGCAUUAAUAGGGAUGGGAAUCGAAAUCCGAUUCCAAUUCCGAACCGGUUCCUAGUAUUUCGAGGCCUCGACAUCACAAUGAAAAAGCCUUAAUGAUCCCUUUAACGAUUCCUAAAGACGCGUACUGCGUCAUCACGUGACGUGACGAGUCUUGUUGUCCAGACGCAUCCUCAAACUAGCAUGGCGCCAAGAACCACUCGCUCCAAAGUUUGGCUGCACUUCACCAGGAAAGGGUGAAAAUGAAAGAUUACGAUGGUUUAGCACGAGCAUUGCAGCCUUAAACAUAACAAUGACAACACGUAGGUUCAAACGCUCGAAAGUGUGUCUUCACUUCACGAGGAAAAAUAACAACAAUGCGACUUGCAGUCAUUCAGCCAUGAAAAUCACUCACCUUUUGGCUAAAUUCGGCAUUUUGUAAUCAAAAAGGUUGACAUACUUGAAUUGUGUAGAUGCGAGGAGAACAUCUUUAAGAAGGUGGGGUCGUAAUUCCAUCUAACUAACGACAUGUUUUAUUAAAGUUGCUAAACCUGUCGCAAUAUGAAAUGAGUCCAUUUGUCGCAAGAUAAAUAAAAAUGAGGACGAUAACUUUCACGGCUGCGUUUUAUCAACCUGUGCGUGCAUGCAUACAUUUGUGUGUGCGUGUAGAUGACUACCGUAAUUUCACGAAUAUAACGCACACUUUUUCCCCCCAAAAUCAACUUGUAAAAUCAUGGUGCGCAUUAUAAACGGGUACAUGGAUGGAGAGAGAAAUAUAUAUAUAUGUAUAUUACAUAUACUGUAUAUAAACUAGGGCUGCAGCUAUCGAAUAUUUUAGUAAGGCAAGGCAAGGCAAGGCAAAUUUAUUUAUAUAGCACAAUUCAACACAAGGCAAUUCAAAGUGCUUUACAUCACAUGAAAACCAUAAAAAUCACAUUUAAAUCAACACAACGUAAAAACCAAGACAAAAGAUUGCAUUUAAUCACAGAAUAAAAAUAAAUAAAUAAAAAUAAAACAAAAAUAGAAAUAAAGCAAAAACUACUACUAAUAAUAAUCAUUGAAAUAUAAGCACAAGAGGAAUAGAAGGCAGGUAGAUUGAAAUAUAUAGACAGUUAUGGAUAUGCAGUGCUAAACAAAAGCGUUUUUAGCCCUGAUUUAAAUGAGCUAACGGUUUGAGCAUACUUCAGACCUUCGGGUAACUUGUUCCAGAGGUGAGGAGCAUAAUAACUAAAUGCUGCCUCACCCUGCUUGGUUCUUGUUCUUGGAACAUGUAGAAGACCCGUUCCAGACGACCUUAAGGGUCUAGAUGUCUCAUAGGAAUCUAACAAGUCAAGCAUGUAUUUUGGUCCAAGGCCAUUAAGUGUUUUGUAGACGAGCAGUAGUAUUUUAUAGUCUAUCCUUUGACUCACUGGAAGCCAGUGUAGCGAUUUCAAAACCGGUGUAAUGUGGUCCAGCUUCCUUGUAUUUGUGAGGACUCUGGCUGCAGCAUUCUGUACUAGCUGCAGCUUCCUGACUGAUUUUUUAUCAAGACCUGUAAAUAUACCGUUGCAGUAGUCCAAUCUGCUGAAAACGAAUGCAUGCAUAAGUUUUUCCAUGUCUUGUUGAGUCAGAAGCCCCUUAAUUCUGGUUAUAUUUUUUAGGUGGUAAUAAGCGGAUUUAGUGACGGACUUUAGAUGGCUAUCAAAUUUUAGGUCUGAGUCAAUAAUUACGCCAAGGUUUCUGACUUGAUUUGUAGCUGUAAGUGACAUUGUGCUAAGUUGGCUGCUUAUCUUUGACCUUUCCUUUUUUGGCCCAAAAAUGAUCACCUCUGUUUUCUCCACAUUUAACUGGAGAAAAUUCUGGCACAUCCAUUCAUUGAUUUGAUGAAUGCAUUUACUCAGGGAGACUAAGGGACUAUAAUCAUGUGGGGACACAGAAAUGUACAGUUGUGUGUCAUCUGCAUAGGCGUGAUAGGAGAUGUCAUACUGUUCCAUUAUCUGAGCUAACGGAAGCAUAUAGAUGUUAAAUAAGAGUGGUCCAAGAAUUGACCCUUGAGGGACUCCACACGUGAAUUUGGUUCGUUCUGACUGAUAAUUUCCGAUUGACACAAAGAAAUCCCUAUCAUGUAAAUAGGAUGUGAACCACUGAAGAAUAGUGUCAGUAAGCCCUACCCACUGUUCCAAUCUGCUGAGUAGUAUGUUGUGAUCAACCGUGUCAAAUGCGGCGCUGAGAUCCAAUAGUAGCAGAACAGAUGAUUUGCCUGCAUCGGUAUUCCGACGAAUAUCAUUUAGGACUUUGAUAAGCACGGUCUCGGUGCUGUGUUGUGGCCGAAAUCCAGACUGAAAUGAGUCAAAAAGAUUGUUUUGGAUCAUAAAAGUCUGGUAGUAAUCGAGUAAUCGACUGAAAAUUCUAUCGAUUAAUCGAGUAAUCGGAUAAAACAAAUAUAUUUUUAGGUGAAGAGCAAUUAUAAAUAUACAUGAGAAAACAAGACAUUUCAUCUAAUCUUGAACCAUUUUCAGUCAGUCAAUGUCUUUAUUUUCGAUGUAUAUUGUUGAAAACAGCCAACAAUUGCAUCUCAGAUGUAACUAGAAUUUUUAAAAAAGACUAAUUCACUGCUUUCACUCAAAAAACUUUUAGAUAUUAUUAAAAAAAAUAAUAAAAUUAUAUAUAUAUAUAUAUAUAUAUAUAUAUAAUUAUAUAUAUAUAUAUAUAUAUAUAUAUAUAUAUAUAUAUAUAUAUGUAUCUUACCUAAAAAUGCCGUUACGCUUGAUAACACACAUCACUUAAAAGUUAGGAUUUUUUCCCCACGUGUUUCAACUGAAUUUCUCUUUAUAUCAAGCCAUUUUUAAGUUCUAGUUAAGUUUUAAGUUAGUCUAAACUGUAAGUCCUGAUAGGAUUUUGAGUUUUUGCAGUGUUCAAAAUAAAUGUAUGAUACAGGCUGUAUUGGAGCACAUUAGGGACCAGUGCUACUGCUACUUGGUGUUUUAUCCAGCAAUGACUACUGAGCUAAAAUUGAUAGUUAGCAUGAUUAAGUUUUUAUUUUACACCCUCAUCACUCCACAAUGCUAUGUUAUGUUAAAGCCUGUAUGUAAGACACGUUAGCCACGCAUCGACAGUGGUCAUAAUUAAUUGAAACCUAGCCCUCCGCAGGGCUAACGUUACGUGAGCUAGUAGCGACAGUAACAUUAAUCUUAUUUAUUAGCGCUUAGCGCUCUUUAUUAGCGCUCUACUGCUUUAAGAUGGCGGCUGUUUACUAACGCUGCCCAGACGCGGCCGAGUCUGUCAUUUCGCAUCGAGUUCAACAUACAUGUGAUCUCUAUGAGGCGCAUCUGACGCUACCUGUAACUAACGUAGCAUGGGCGGGCUAGUAUUUAGCAACGUCGGCGUCGUUUGUAGCGGUUGUCGGCUGCAGUAAGUUUUUUUUUUUUUUUGCUUCUUCCUCUACGCACGUGACAUCAGCGCGUUGUCCCACAUUAAAAGUAGUCCGAGCAAAACGUGACGCUUAGAGCUGUCAAAAUAAACGAUUACUCGAGGUGAAUAAAAUUACUCGGAUCAGUUUUUAAACUCGAGUUACUCGAGUUGCUCGAGUACUCGUUUCAGCUCUAAUAUAAACCAAUUUUUUUUUUAUUGACACGGCCACGUUGUGUUGAAGAAACGUAUGCGGCGACCCGUUGCCGACCAUUACGGUACGUGACGUCAUCAUUUUGUUUCUGUGAUACCUCACUCUAAUCGGCCGAAUUAUUUCGUCUGUGUUAAAUUGUGUUUUUUUUCACUCUUCAUAAAGCACAGAAUUUAGUUUCUUGAACUCAUUUGAAUCGACGUUUAUUGCAGCUCCGCAACUCGGACCAUAACAAACGUAAGCACACACACUUCCUGUGUCCGUCAACUAUAUCGGUCCCUCGGGAAACUCAAACCCAAAUAACAAUAGUUCCUAUUGUUACUGUCGUGUUGACAGCGAUGAGCUCUAACGGAUUUCCGACUGACGUUCUCACUUUCAUUUUACCGUAUCAAUCCAUGGAAGAAACAUUUAUUCAUCAUGAUGAAACGAGCAAGUUAUACAGCAGCCUUUAAAAGAAAAGUCACAUCUGUUUUGUUUUCUCCUAGAUUCUGGUAAGUUGGAGAAGUUGUCAAAUCAUAUUAUUACCGUAAAUAUUGUCAGUUUAUGGUAAUGUUUUGAACUACCAAUGUGCUAUGCUUGUGCUGUGUUUCACCAGUCAGUAAAAUGACAUUUCUGUAUCUGUACAUGAGCUCUGUUUUCUUGUGUUCUUCUAUUUAUUGGUGCUAAAAUUAGAGUGCGCGUUAUAAACGGGUACAAUAAUUUCCCCUAGAUUUUACAAGUAAAAUUUGGGGUGCGCAUUAUACACGGGUGCGCCUUAUGUUCGGAAAAUUGCGGUAUUAGACUUCAGUUCAUUUCACAGAUGUUUAUUAGUAAUCAAAACGCCGUAGAAUUACAGUUCAGACAUAAAAAAAAUAAGGAAACACGUGUAUAUUAAACACUGUAAGCGUUAGCAUUGCUACAUUGAGAGUAUUUGGGAAAAAAACAACAACCUACUUUAGCCUGCUAUAAAACAUUGGCAGUCUUAUCCAAAACGCAAACUUGCGGUUAAAAGGUGACACUUCAAACAUGAGAACAUGAGAGAAGCUGUUAGCGGUUUAGCGAACGCACUUCCGGUGUACAUUUAAGAAAUAAAAGCACACCACGUUCAUAUAAAUAACGAUUUCUGGAGUUAAUCCCACAUACUUCAGAAUUAAUACUAUAAUAUGUAAAUACUAUAAUACAACAGAAUUCAGAUUCUACACUAAGAAUAGCUUGAAAAUGACAUCCUUUUUGAAAAAUAUGAUUGGCAAUGAAUAUUAUAAUUAUUAUAAUACUAUUAUAUAUUGUAGUAUACUAUCAUAAUAAUGCUAGAUUUUUUUUUUAGAAUUAUUUUGAAUAAUGUUGGAAAGGCUAAGUUAGUGUUCUGAAUUUUUACAUUCCAUUCUUUUGCACUAAUGCUAUGACCAUUUGACCUCAUUGUUUAUGUGUGAAUAAUUAUUGUUAUUUUCAUGAUUAUUUGUACUUCAAUAAAGAAUUUAAGUGUUCCAAAAUGUUUUUGUGAAUUAAUAAGCGUCAACAAAAAUUUCAUUGCUAAAUUAGUAACAAAAAAAAUAUACGUAUAUUAUUUUUAAUUAUUAGUCGACUAAUUGUAAAGAUAGUCGGCUGACUAAUCGGGAGAAAAUUAGUCGUUUGGGACAGCCCUACCAGAACAUAUUUCCUCCACACCCUUGUCACCUUUUUAACCCCUGAACCAUUUUCAUGCCUGGUCAUUGCAAGGUGGAGACAACUGCGUCGGAAAGGGAAUACGACCAAUAUGCCAAAAUGUACCAAUAUUUUUUAUUUCUUUUAGAAAAAAUGUUUCAGUAAAAUGUUACACAUUCUUGUGUAUUUGCCACAUAUUGCCACAGUUAACAUUGAGGCUUUGGGCCUCUUUUGACCUCGUUGUGAGUUUGUAAGGUUGUGACUUCUGAUUAAACAAACUCGAUGCCAAUCAAAACGUUUGUUGUUCUUUUCCCCCAAAUUAGAAUCGAUAAGAGAAUCGAUAAAGAAUCGAAUCAAUAAGCAAUAUCGAUAAUGGAAUCGGAAUCGUAAAAAUACUAUCAAUUCCCAUCCCUAAGCAAUGAAGCAGUUACAACAAUAGGAAGGCUCUUGAUCUGUUUCCUUAGUUUCAGUCUUGUAAGUGGUAAUAUGCCAAAGUUACUGUGUGGUCAAUGUAAAGAAGAAAAAAAAAGUUCAUUUUUCGAGCUGAUCUAGUCUAUCACUGUCAAUGGCAGCCAGUGAGUUCAAUAUUUUAUUUUUGUUUAUUUUUGUGUUUUCUCUCAAUAUAGCAGCACCUGGCCUUCUCCUCACUCUUUGGUGAUGUGAUGGAAAUGAAGUACUGUACCGUCACUUUCUUAUGCCUUUCCCUCUGUACCCUGCUCCUAUAAACACCAGCCUUUAAAAGAAACUUGGAUUUCAACUUGCAUGUUAAGUCAAACAUAAAGCAGGAACGCAUAUCAUCAGUAACAGACAAUAAAGAGGAGAGGAAACUGCGCUGUCCAACAAGCUGUGCAAAUGUAACAAAUAUCUGUGUCCACUAAACAAAACUUGCAAGACUUGAUGAGAUGGAAUGGACAUGUUAUAAAUAUGCAUGUGUCUCAGUACGUGCUGUGUCAUGUUUUCUAAAAUACACUCCCAUACAAUU
Molecule: messenger RNA, 10069 nt
Organism: Corythoichthys intestinalis (scribbled pipefish)
Lineage: Eukaryota; Metazoa; Chordata; Actinopteri; Syngnathiformes; Syngnathidae
Gene: fgd
Product: faciogenital dysplasia
Exons: 19
Coding region: 324-3011 (895 amino acids)
Biological process (GO): filopodium assembly; cytoskeleton organization
Cellular component (GO): cytoplasm
Molecular function (GO): metal ion binding; guanyl-nucleotide exchange factor activity
Source: RefSeq, a predicted model, not a curated record